This is a messenger RNA of Cygnus atratus (black swan), 381 nucleotides long. RefSeq names its product fatty acid-binding protein, liver. The coding region runs from base 1 to 381 and encodes 126 amino acids. Lineage: Eukaryota; Metazoa; Chordata; Aves; Anseriformes; Anatidae. Gene Ontology annotation, cellular component: cytosol; nucleus. Gene Ontology annotation, molecular function: fatty acid binding. The record is from RefSeq and is a predicted model, not a curated record. Gene Ontology annotation, biological process: fatty acid transport. The transcript is spliced from 4 exons.
AUGGCAUUCAGCGGAACCUGGCAGGUCUAUGCUCAAGAGAACUAUGAAGAGUUUCUGAAAGCUCUUGCACUGUCAGAAGAUCUUAUCAAAGUCGCUAGAGAUAUUAAGCCUGUUGUUGAAAUACAGCAAAAAGGAGAUGACUUUGUGGUGACAUCAAAAACACCCAAGCAAUCUGUAACUAACUCAUUUACACUUGGAAAAGAAGCUGAUAUUACUACUAUGGAUGGCAAAAAGCUAAAGUGUACUGUGAACCUAGUAAAUGGGAAGCUUGUGUGCAAAUCAGAUAAAUUCUCUCAUGAGCAAGAAGUUAAAGGAAAUGAAAUGGUGGAGACUAUAACUUUUGGUGGAGUAACGCUUGUCAGAAGAAGCAAGAGAGUUUAA